AUGAAAGGCUCCAAUUCAGCGAACCCUAGCAGGAAAGAGCCCAUUAAAUCGAUCUUAAAAGAAAGUAACCCCCGAAAAAGAAAAAAAACUCACAAAGGAACAAGAGGAGAAAUGAAAAAGACAAAAAAAGACAUACCUACAAAUGAUGCGCACAAAAAUACGAGAGUAAAUGUGGAAGAAGAAGGUAUAGUCCAAAUGCAUCGGAGAAAAAAAAAAAAGACACAAUCACACAAUCACACACUUUUCAUUCAAAGUGAAAGUUUAAAAAUGGGGGAAAAUGUAAAGAACGUUGCCCACUUUGUUCACAUUUCCCACUUUCCCCCUUCGAAACGCAAAAUUUUAGAACCUAGAGCAAGCACCAGUGGCUACCAAGGCAGAUUCCUCAAAAAAAAGCCCAAGAAAUCAAAAGACUUAGUUAACAGUUACUUGGACAGCAUAUUAGACGCCGACGUGUUAAAGUAUUACGAACAGGAUAUGGGAAGCAUACACAGUGGGGACAUGGAUGUCGAAAAUCUAUCCGACGAGUUCUGUUUACAAAGUUACGUCAUGUCGACACAUUUAAUGGUGCAUGGUGAUGAAUACCAAAGGAAAAAUGCUUAUAUGAGUAUAUGCAGAGAUUGUCAUCACUUUUUCGCGAAUGAGAAGGAGUGCCUAGAUAAUUCGAUUAAUAUGUCCGUGAAGAAUUAUGGCGAGACGGAAAAAGCGAUCAAAGUGCCCUUGUUAGGCCUGAACUAUGAGAAAUCAGGAAGGUCAAACCAGUCCCUUGUCAUCAACUUCCCGGUGACAUACAUCCUGUCGAAGUUAAUGUCCAGCUUAGUCGACAUGGACUCAAACAAUUCAAAGAACAUAUCAGAUACCUGUGAUAUUUUGCGAAAAAAAUUAGAAAAAGACAUAAAUCAAAGGCUAGUCGAUUUUCCAAACGACAUGGGUAUUUUCUCGGACUACAUUUCAUCGUAUAUUUCUAAUUUUAAGAAUAAAAUGAGUACCAACGUAACGGACAUGUCGAACCCAUUGCAGAAUUGUAAAGAGUUGUUGGACUCGUUUGAAUAUAUGGAUAAAUUAACGUACACUUUGGUAAACAAGUCGGGCUUAAAAUACUUGGAACACCAGGCUAAUCAAAAAAGAAUGAAAACUUUUGUUCUCUCCAUUUUCAAUUUUAAGUAUAGAGAAUCUGAUACAAAUAUGUAUAUUAAACUGAUAUACAAUUUUUCCUAUGCCAUUUCUGAUGUUAUAGAAAGGAUUAAAAAGGUGUACAAUGAAGAAACCAGAUCUUUNUUUUUAAAAGAUUUGGAACCCCCUGAGUUGUUCUUCUUAAGAAAUAGUUCAAGCAUAAAAAACAGCUGCUAUGUAAAUAUAGUUGCAACAAUUUCUUGGUUUUUCAAUCAAGUGAAUAUGGGAAUAUAUAAUAUGAACAAAACGGUUCUGGAUUUAUUUAAGGAAAAAUUUUCAUCUGAAAAUAUUGAGAAGAUAGUAAAAAUGAAAAACAUCCAGAAGAAUGGGCCAAAAAAACACGUCAUGGAUUUAUGCGUUAAGACUAUGACAGAGAUGGUUGAUAUGGUUCAUUCGGCCUUGCUUGCUUACCACAAGGAGCAUUUAUCAGAAAUUGAUCAAGAAAUAGAUGCGACGGAAAAGGAACGAGACGCAUCGUUCGAUAGAGACACAGUGAGAGAGCCAAGUCCAGAGUCAUCGUCCGAUGAAGACACACCCAGAGAGGGAAGUCCAGCGUCAUCGUCCGAUAGAGACACGCCCGGAGUGCAGAGUCCAGCGAGAUCGUCCGAUAGAGACACGCCCAGAGUGCAGAGUCCAGCGAGAUCGUCCGAUAGAUACAUGCGCAGAGGGGGAAGUCCAGCGCCAUGGUCCGAUAGAUACAUGCCCAGAGGGGGAAGUCCAGCACCAUGGUUCUAUGAAGACACACCCAGAGCACCAAGUCCAGCGGAACCGUCCAAAGAAGAUAACCCCCAAACUUCGAUCCCCAACCAAAUGCCAUACCCAUCUGCAUCAUUCUCAUACCUAAUGGGACACUUACCCCACGCCUUUCCAUCAGCCUCAUCUUUGCCCCCAUCAUUACCCCUACCUCAACGUGCGAAAAACAAAAAUAUUACCUUCUCCAACAUAAUUAAAUACGCUGAGAUGUCCCUUCUAAAGGACAGGCUAGAUGAAUUAAACCUAGAAAAGACGUCAGACCAUGUCAGCAAUUACGAAUCCCUUAGAGAUAAACAUAACUUACGGAGUAACUUUAUGCAGAGGGAGAAUUUUAUUUGUUUAAUGAAAAUUUUUUUAAGUAAAAUGAAUUUUUAUAUUUCUGGAUUACAAAAUUCCUACCUACAAAAGCUUACACUUGAGAAUUAUAAAUUGUACGCAAUUUUUAAUAGACCCCUUGAUGAUAGGGAGCAUAUGUACUUUUGCACAUCUCCCGGGGAGUACUUGAUUCACAAAAUAUUUUCCUCGAAGUUUUUUCUCAUGAUUAACAUGUACAAGUAAAUGUUUUUUUUUCCAACCAUAAAAUUACUAUUUGAGAGGAAAAAAAAGGAAGAGAUUUUUCUUCUCUCUUUAACAAAUGGGGAUUUUUAUGGCCAGGGGAAGAUCCGAGAAAAGGAAUUGUACCAUGUUUGGUCCUACCUAGGGGGGGUCAAAAACAACUGCAAAGUUAUGAAUGACCCGGAUCUGCAAGACGGUUCGGCCAUCUGGAAUGAGCAACACGUUGCAGACAUCCUAGCAAACUACUGCACACAGUAUAACAUAAGUAACAUUGUUGUCGAAACGGAUGGACAUAAAAGUUCUUACCCUACAUUCGACCCAUUUGAUAAUUUCUCACAUUUCGGUUUAAUCCCGUCUUACUGCUACGGUACGAUCAUUGAAAGGAUUAUGUUGAUGUACCUCUACAGGUCCCAGUUCGUGUAUUACCGCAUUCUGUUUUGCCUUUUCUCUCAGUAA
Molecule: messenger RNA, 2934 nt
Organism: Plasmodium cynomolgi strain B
Lineage: Eukaryota; Apicomplexa; Aconoidasida; Haemosporida; Plasmodiidae
Exons: 10
Coding region: 1-2481 (826 amino acids)
Source: RefSeq, a predicted model, not a curated record